This is a messenger RNA of Fonsecaea multimorphosa CBS 102226, 741 nucleotides long. RefSeq lists its product as uncharacterized. Bases 1 to 741 code for a protein of 246 amino acids. Lineage: Eukaryota; Fungi; Ascomycota; Eurotiomycetes; Chaetothyriales; Herpotrichiellaceae. Gene Ontology annotation, biological process: fatty acid beta-oxidation. The transcript has a single exon. Gene Ontology annotation, cellular component: peroxisome. The record is from RefSeq and is a predicted model, not a curated record. Gene Ontology annotation, molecular function: delta(3)-delta(2)-enoyl-CoA isomerase activity; enoyl-CoA hydratase activity.
AUGGCGCCUACAUUCCCCAAUCUCACGAUCGAAUCACCAGCCUCGGCCCCAGGCGUGCACGUCCUGACGAUGCACAAGGCGCCCGAGAACCGGCUCAACCAGGCGUACGCGCAGACCAUCAUCGCGGCGCUGCGCUACAUCGAGAGAGAUCUGAUGAAGCCCGACUCCCCAGGAGCGGUCAUCAUCUCGUCGUUUUCGGACAAAUUCUGGUGCACGGGGUUGGAGCUGGACGAGAGCGAUACAAACAUGUUCGCCAACGCCGACGGCUUCUACCCCUUGUUGGCGACCUUGGUGGACUACCCUUACCCGACCAUCGCCCUCAUCACGGGCCACACUUUCGGGGGAGCGUGCCCGUUCAGCCUGUCGUGCGACUACCGCAUCAUGAACAGCAAGCGCGGCUUCAUCAGCAUGCCGCCCGUCAAUCUGGGCCUGCAUUUCGACGGCAUCGGCGCCCUGCCGCGCCUCAAGCUCGCCCCGCAAAUCGCCAGGAAAAUGCUGCUCGAGGCACACAAGUGGACCGGCGAGCAGGCACUCAAGGACGGCAUCGUGGAUGAGAUUUGUGAGCCCGACAAGAUGAGGGAGAGGGCUGUCGAGUUCGCAAAGACCAUCGCUCCCCGCGCCACCAUGGGCGUCUAUGGUUUGUUGAGGGCCGAACUGUGGGGUGAGGCGCUGGACAAGUUCAAGGCCAUCAGCUACGUUCAUAGGAAGCGGGUCGGCACUGCCGCAAAGGCUAAGAUCUAG